CCUGUUUUUCUUACUCAUCGGCUUUAAUCCUCUGCAACAAUGUUUCGAUUCGUAGCUCGAUCGGCCGGAGGUAAGCAUCUCCUCCGCCGAGGGUAUGCCACAGAAUCCGCACCCGACCGGAAAGUUGCGGUCUUGGGCGCUGCCGGAGGGAUCGGCCAGCCCUUGGCUCUCCUCAUGAAGCUUAACCCUCUUGUUUCUCGACUGGCUCUCUAUGAUAUCGCUAAUACUCCCGGCGUUGCAGCUGAUGUCUGCCACGUCAACACCAGAUCUGAGGUUUCAGGUUACUUGGGGCAAGCUUUGGAGGGAUGCGAUGUCGUCGUCAUUCCCGCUGGUGUGCCAAGAAAGCCUGGUAUGACCCGUGAUGAUCUUUUCAACAUUAAUGCCGGAAUCGUCAAGGGUCUAUGUGCUGCUAUUGCCAAGUAUUGCCCUAAUGCACUUGUUAAUAUGAUCAGCAAUCCUGUCAAUUCAACUGUUCCGAUUGCAGCUGAGGUUUUCAAGAAGGCAGGGACUUACGACGAGAAAAAAUUAUUUGGUGUAACUACCCUUGAUGUGGUUAGGGCUAAGACUUUCUAUGCCGGGAAGGCAAAAGUAAACGUUGCAGAUGUUAACGUCCCAGUUGUUGGUGGUCAUGCUGGAAUAACCAUUCUCCCUCUAUUUUCCCAUGCCACACCAAAAGCGAAUUUACCUGAAGAUGAUAUCAAGGCUCUCACAAAGCGAACACAAGAUGGAGGCACUGAAGUUGUGGAAGCAAAGGCAGGAAAGGGUUCGGCAACAUUAUCAAUGGCCUAUGCUGGAGCCCUUUUUGCUGACGCUUGCCUUAAAGGACUGAAUGGUGUUCCCGAUGUGGUGGAAUGUUCAUUCGUCCAAUCGACUGUUACUGAACUUCCUUUCUUUGCUUCUAAGGUAAGGCUCGGAAAGAACGGCGUGGAGGAAGUUUUGGGGUUGGGUCCUCUCUCUGACUACGAGAAGGAAGGGUUGGAGAAACUUAAACCAGAACUUAAAGCAUCUAUAGAGAAAGGAAUCAACUUUGCCAACAAGAGUUAAAUUUUAAUCAUUUGAGAUUUUCUUGCAU
Hibiscus syriacus is the source of this 1072-nucleotide messenger RNA. RefSeq names its product malate dehydrogenase, mitochondrial-like. Gene Ontology annotation, cellular component: mitochondrion; cytoplasm. Gene Ontology annotation, biological process: malate metabolic process; tricarboxylic acid cycle. Gene Ontology annotation, molecular function: L-malate dehydrogenase (NAD+) activity. The transcript is spliced from 7 exons. NCBI's taxonomy places the organism in Eukaryota, Viridiplantae, Streptophyta, Magnoliopsida, Malvales, Malvaceae. The record is from RefSeq and is a predicted model, not a curated record. The coding region runs from base 40 to 1044 and encodes 334 amino acids.